AUGAAUAGGCCAUUCAAAAGUAUUUUCUUUUUUAUCCGGAGAAUAACUUUUUCUUUGAUUUCGAUCAAAAACAAUCAAUGCAAAUUCCAUCACAGUUUUUCAUUAUCUAUCUAUCUAUCUAUCUAUCUAUCUAUCUAUCUAUCUAUCUAUCUAUCUAUCUAUCUAUCUAUCUUAGCUAUCUAUCUAUCUAUCUAUCUAUCUAUCUAUGACUCCAGAUUUCAUAACUUACCGAUGUUCAAUCAAUCAAUUUUUCUAUCUAUCUAUCUAUCUAUCUAUCUAUCUAUCUAUCUAUCUAUCUAUCUAUCUAUCUAUUUUCCCAUAUCUAUUGAAUGUAUUGAUAUCACGCUUUUUCUAUCUAUCUAUCUAUCUAUCUAUCUAUCUAUCUAUCUAUCUAUCUAUCUAUCUAUUCUCAUCCUCAACCUGGGGCCAGCUUGCAUUUCCAACAUCAAUAGUUACUUAUCCCUUCCCCGACAUCCAUUCUACCCACUCAAAUUUCCCUUUAUUUUUCAUUUCUUUUUCUUUAUUUCAGAUUCUAGUCUGACCCUUUGGCAACAAGAGACUGUUGUGAUGGAGUCUCUCCAACAUGGCUUCCUACUGUGA
Molecule: messenger RNA, 600 nt
Organism: Acanthosepion pharaonis
Lineage: Eukaryota; Metazoa; Mollusca; Cephalopoda; Sepiida; Sepiidae
Source: the annotation of a GenBank genome assembly